Paramecium sonneborni is the source of this 1075-nucleotide messenger RNA. NCBI's taxonomy places the organism in Eukaryota, Ciliophora, Oligohymenophorea, Peniculida, Parameciidae. The record is from the annotation of a GenBank genome assembly.
CAUGUAUUAUUAUUUAGAUAAGGUAUUAUUGAUGUGAUUUGAUAAGAUUUAUCCAAUACUAUUAAUUAUUCUCUUAUCUAUAAGAUAGGUGUUUUAUUUUGUUGGUAGUUUAUGUGUUGAUAUUUUAAUUUUAAUUACAUUUUCUUAUUCUAAUCAAAAUAUCUUAAUAUAAUCAAGAUUGAAUCAUAAUCAUUUUCAAACUUCAAAAUAUUUUUAAUUAACAAAUAUAUAUAAAAAUUUUUUAAAAAAUCAACUAUAUGUUAGCGUUAUAGAAAUUAGACAGUUGGAUUAAUUUUCAUUAUCAAUUCUCGCUAAUUAUUUAUUUUAAACUUUUUCUAAAUCAUUUUAGAACCUAUCACUAUAUNAUUAUAAUUUGAUGGUAUAAAUAAAUUAAUAUAAAAUAGGCGAUGAAUGGUAAGGAAUAUCAUAAGAAAUAAAAGAUUUCAUUAAAUCUUAAGUCUGUCCAGCUGAUAAGAGACUUUUACCAAAGGAAUUAUUAAACCAUAAAGUUAUUACUCAAUACAAUUAAAAAUUUGUCUAAGAUAAUAAAUUAUUAUCUAUGCUAACACUAAAUUAAUGGGUCAAAUAUCAUCCUAUAAGAAGACUAGCUCUCUUUUAUUUAGCAACACAACUAGAUUCAAGUGAGUUAGUGAAUUAGAAAAAUUGUUUUUUCUUCAUAAAUACUUCUCAAACUGGAUUAAUUACUUAAUAAGAAUUAUCAACUUAUUUAAAGGUUAAUAAGUAAGAUGUUCAAAAAUUAUGGCCUUAUAUUGAUUGUAAUAGUAAUGGCUUCUUAGAUUUUUUUGAAUUUGUAGCAUUAACACUCACAUAGUAAGAAUUUUAAAAGUAAUUACAAUUUAUGUUCGAUUUCUUAAGUUAGUAAGAUAAGGUUAUUUCAUAAAAGACUAUCAAAUAUAUUUUCGAUUAAAAUGCUAACUUUAAUAAUAAAUGGGAUAGUAUCUCAGAUACAAAAAAUCAUUUGGCUCUUGUCAAUCAACAUGAAUAAUAAAUCAAUAUCAAAAAUAUCUUAGAGAAAGAUAUGGAUUUUAAUGCCUUUAAAGCUUUAAUGUAAUGA